GAGCGAGACGGAGUGGGGCGCGUAGCGGCCUCCACCCGCUCCCAGAGCCGCUUCCCGCUGCGCGCGGUGCCGGCCGAGCGGGCAGGUGGCGCCGUCGUCGGGGCGGCCAUGCGGCGCUGCGCCCUGCUGGCCGCCUUCGCGCUGGGCUACGUGGGCUACCUGCUGCUGGGCGCGCUCAUCAUCUCGGCGGUGGAGCGGCCCUACGAGAGCCGGCUGCGCGCCGAGCUGCGCGCCCUCAAGGCCGCCUUCCUGCGCGAGAGCCCCUGCCUGCCCGAGCCCGCCCUCGAAAGCUUCCUGGGCGCCGUCCUCAGCGCCAACCGCCACGGCGUGGCUCUGCUCCGCAACGGCUCGGCCGCCCCGUCCAACUGGGACUUCGCCUCCGCCUUCUUCUUCUCCAGCACCCUGAUCACCACCGUCGGUGAGUCGCGGGCGGGGACGGGGUGCAGGCGCCUGCGGAGCCCGCCGGGGACUCCAGCUGGGGCCCCAGGCUCCCUCCCCGCGGGGCCCCGACGCCAGUCCCCGCUAGGGCCGCCGGUGCGCAGAGCCGCUUUCCCUGCUCUGUUCCGAGGGGAAAGUUCUCUCUGCGCUUAUCGCACCGCGCAGCCGUCGGCUUGUUUGCUCAGCUUCCGCAGAGUUCAGUUUGACUUACUCCCGAGUAUGCACGCACUGGAAUAAUGCAUCCUGAAGUGACUCCUCCUUCCAGCUAAAGGAACCUGGCAGUUUGGGGAGUGGGCGUCCAUGCAAGUGCGAGGGCCAGCAGGGGGUGGCAGGAUGAGGCAGGCUGUGGUCCUGGGCACAGAGUUGUAAAGUUGGAAGGGGCUCCAAAGGGGCAUCUAGUCCAACCCUCUGCACUCCAGGAAUCGCAGCUAAAGGAGGGGGGACUGGGGGAGGGCUGAGAGGUUUUUUUGGGGGGUUGGUCACCUGCAGGAUGGUGAUGUGGCUUCCUGGUUUCCAGGUGGAAGUUUGUACGUGGGGCUUCUGACAUGAAAUAGAGGAAAUGCAGCCCUGUGGGGGUGGGGAGCCCCCCAGCACCUGGACACCCAGACCCACAUCCUGCUCCUAGGAGCUCAGUCCCAGGAGCAGCGCCAGCUAUUCCCCCAAGAUGUGGCAUCUUGGUACCCCUUACAACAACCCUGUGGUGCUGGUCUUACCAAGCCAGCCAAUGCCAGGACUAUAGCCAUGCUGGGGCAGUUGUGGGGCUCAACAUGUGGCUUAAGACAUGACCCCCCCACCCCCACCCUGCCAGCCUCUGCAGCUCGGCUUCCUUGUUCCUGCUUCCUCCAAGAGGCUCUGGUGGCCGCCCUUUGCGGCUCACUGGUUUCUUCUUUUCCAGUGUUUCCUGCAAGCCAGCAACGGAGGAGGUGGGGGUUGCAGAGGUUAACUGCAGCCAGCUGCGAGUGUUUGCCUGGGGGGCGGGAGAGCCUGGCCCUCUCUGGCUGUGCUCUGCCCAGGACUCCCCUGCCAGCGCAGCUUUCUGAUCCAAGUUCCCUACAUCCUGUUUUUAUCCUGGUGGGUGUGGACACAACAAGGACUGAGUCACUCCCCAGCUGUACAGAAGUCCUGGACUGCAGAGCUAGGCCCAGUUCCUAGAGGGAGGGGGCUGGGGUGACGUUUGGGAGGAGAAGCACCCAUCUCUUCCAGCACUCUGGGGAAGAAGCCUGCAAGCUGGACCACGCAGAGCCAACUGGGGAACUCCCUCCUGCAGGCCCUUGGAUUAGACAAAAGGGGCUCUUGGUGGCUCCACAGCUGGAGGCACUGAUGAUGCGUCUGAAUCCUACUUGCUGGAAGCCACAGGAGGGGGGGGGGAGAGGGCUGCUUUCGCACUCGGAUCUCAUAACCUGCCUCCAUCUGCUCAGCCACUGUGAGAGCUGGAGGCUGGACUAGAUGGGGACCCCUUUGGCCUGACCACGCAGGCUCUCCUUGCCUCCUUCUGACCAGCAGUGACCCCACCUGGUUCCCCCAAGCAGCUGGCACUGGGGGCCCUUUCCUGCCUCUGACUGCGGAGGGAGAGACGGGGCCAGCGGAGCUAGGAGCCAUUGGUGUUGCCUCUCAGUUGGGGCAGUUGAGUUGGGAUCCCUGCCUUGCAGGGGGUGGGACCAGAAGACCCUCGACAGCCUUCAGCUGUCUCAGAGGCCAGGGGGAAGCUGCGGCCUGCCCUUGGUUCCUGGAGGGGGAAACGCUGAGCAUCAUGGAAAGUGGCAGGCAGCAUGUUCUCCGCAGGAAGUCAGUCGCCCUCCCCGCUCUCAGCGCAUGUGGUGGCCUCCCUGUGCUGCUCUGCUCAACCGCAACCCUCCGGAGACGUUGCCCCAUCUCUGUGGGGAUGCUGUAGAGCUGGGAAAUGGGGAACCUUUCCCGGGCCUUGAGCAACUCCCCUGGGAGGGAGCUGGCCUCAUUUUGGCCCCCAAGUGGCUUUAAAAGGUAAAGGGAGCCCUGACCGUUAGGUCCAGUCGUGGCCGACUCUGGGGUUGCGGCGCUCAUCUUGCUUUACUGGCCGAGGGAGCCGGCGUACAGCUUCCGGGUCAUGUGGCCAGCAUGACUAAGCCACUUCUGGCAAACCAGAGCAGCGCACAGAAACGCCGUUUACCUUCCCGCCGGAGUGGUACCUAUUUAUCUACUUGCACUCGAUGUGCUUUUGAAUUGCUAGGUUGGAAGGAGCAGGGACCGAGCAACGGGAGCUCACCCCGUCAUGGGGAUUCGAACUGCCAACCUUCUGAUCAGCAAGUCCUAGGCUCUGUGGUUUAACCCACAGCGCCACCCGCGUCCCUUUGGCUUUAAAAGAGGAUCGGACGAAUUCAUAGAGGAGGAGGAGGACUGUCAACGGCCAAGACGGCAACUGUCUCUUGGUCUCACUUGCUGGAAUCCGCAGGAGGAAAGAGGCUGCUCUUGUGCUCAAAUUCUGCUUUGCGGCUUCCCAUGAGGGGCAUCUGGGAGAGCAGGAUGGGCCAUGGUCUGAUCCAGCAGCCAGGCUCUUCUUAUAGUCUUAUGGAACCUCCAGGUCCAGAGGCAGUCUAUCUGGAUUCCUGGGUUCUUCAGGGUAUUUGGCCACUGUAAAGAGAUGGGCCAUGGGUCUGAUCCAGCAGCCAGCCUGCCUCUCCUUAGCUUCUUAUUUUUGGAUCCCUUUAAGUAAGAGGGAAAGGCAAGUAAGGGGAGCAGACAUGGCGGAGAUGUGGGUCAUCCUCCAACCCCACACAGGGGUCAUCCGCUGCAGCUGAAAGUUUAGAGAUUCAGGAUGAGUGAAAGGAAAGAAUUCUUUGCAGAAUUAACGCUGGGCUUUGCUGCUCUGGGAUGUCGAGGUGCCCAUCAGUUUGGAUUAGACAGAUUUAUUGGGAGCAGAACAUGGCUCUCGGUGGCUGAGAAACUUGAGGACGGCUCUGCUCAUCUUCCCCUGGGAGGGGCAGGGGAGGCCUCUGCGCACCAGCAGCUGAGAAGCACCAGGGCUGUUGGGCAGGUCUGAUCUGGCAGCCCAGGCUGGGGACCUCAGGGAUCAUCUAGUCCAACCCUCUGCGAUGCAGGAAUUGCAGUUAGAGAAUAUCUGACAGGUGGCCAUCCACCCUCUGCUUCGAAACCUCCAGAGAAGGAGAGCCACCGCUUUCCCCAGAAAAUGGCCCUUUUUGUGCCUUGUCAGGGUGAGAAAAUUCCUGGUCUUGAAAUCCCUCCCAUCGAGCUUCUCUGAAGGGCCUCUUGCAAUUGGAGUCUCCUUGGACAGGCUCUUCCAGGGGAAGAGGGAGCUGGACAAGGAGGCCGGCCAGAUGUGCUGCUGCAGCUGCUGCCCCUGCCCACGGAAGCAGACUGGCACCCUGCCAGCCCUGCCUGGGCUCAUGGCUCUCCUCUCUCCCCAUCUGAGGUGAGGUAGCGCCACGUCUUGCCUUGAACAGGCGGGGCAUUAAAGGAGGGCCAUUGCCCAGCCAGGGCAUCUCCCCAGUGCGGCUCAUCAGGUGGAACUGGCUGCCCGUUCACGGGGCAGGGGCUUCCCGGUUGGCACAAUGUGUGAAUUGCUAUGGUUGUGCUGUUAUAAUAAUUGGGUUUUCCCAACCACUCUGGGCAGCACCCAACAGAUUAAAAGCGGAAUAAAACAUCAGUCAUUAAAAACUUCCCUAAACAGGGCUGCCUUCAGAUGUCUUCUAAACGUCAGAUAGUUGUUUAUCUCCUUGACGUCUGAUGGGAGGGCGUUCCACAGGGUGGGUGCCACCACCAAGAAGGCCCUCUGCCUGGUUCCCUGUAACCUCACUCCUUGCAUGGAGGGAACUGCCAGAAAGCCCUCAGAGCUGGACCUCAGUGUCCAGGCAGAACGAUGAAAACGCUCCUUUGGGUAUAUUGGGCCUUUGAGGCCGUUUAGGGCUUUCAAGGUCAGCACCAACACUUUGAAUUGUGCUCGGAAAUGGACUGGGAGCCAAUGUAGGUCUUUCAGGACUGGUGUUAUAUGGUCUCGGCAGCUGCUCCCAGUCACCAGUCUAGCUACCACAUUCUGGAUUAGUUGCAGUUUCUGGGUCACCUUCCAAGGUAGCCCCAUGGAGAGCGUAUUGCAGUAGUCCAAUCGGGAGAUAACCAGAGCAUGCACCACUCUGGCCAGACAGUCCGCGGGCAGGGAGGGUCUCAUCCUGUGUACCAGAUGGAGCUGCUAGACAGCUGCCCUGGACACAGAAUGGACCUGCACCUCCAUGGACAGCUGUGAGUCCAGAAUGACUGCGCACCUGCUCCUUCAGGACACAGUUGCCCCAUUCAGGACCAGGGUGUCCCCCACACCUGUUGUUGGAGGCUGCCUGUCUUCAGCAUCAGGGGUCAGAAGGAUGGGUCACAGGUAUUACUUAAAAACUAAUAAAUUAAGGUGUAGCCCCAUUGCAGGUAUUUCUUGUCCUCAUGUGUGUGUUUGUGUGCGUUUCAAUGAAAUGAAAUGAACAGAAUGAAAGUUUAUGAAUCAUUUGGGGCAGGGAGGCAAGAGAGAGAGAGUGUAUGAACGUCUUAAAGUUGCUAUUUUGACAUUAUGGUUUUAUAGAUUAUAAAUGCCUUAUUGAUUUAAUCGUGUAAUAUGACUUAUGCUGUAAUUGUGACAUUUAGCUUGUUUUUUUAGUUGCUGGUUUGUUAAAUAGUGUUUUGUUUAUUCAUUGAUUCCAUUUGUAUACUGCCCUUCAUCUGUGGAUCUCGGUGGUUCACAACAGAACAGUACAAGAUAAAAAAAACAUCAUAAAAACAAGAACCAAAAACCCUGCACAAGCCCCCUCCCAAAAAGACAGAAGUGAAGUCUAGGUAGAUUGUGUUUUACUGAUGAUUUGCUAAUUACAUUAUAGGAUUUAUUCUGUACUUUGAAUCAUACAAUUGUAGAAUUGGAAGGGAACCUCAGGGUCAUCUAGUCCAACCCCCUGCAAUGCAGGAACCUCAGUUCUUCUCUGCUUGAAAAACCUCCAAGGAAGGAGAGUCGACCACCUUCCCAGGGAGUCCAUUCCUCAUUCCAACGGCUCUUUCUGUCAGUUGCCUAGAGCCUGGUGCUGAGAAUGCCCUGGUUGCAGGUUCAGUCCCCCUCUGGGACAACUGCAUAUUCCUGCGUUGCUGCGGGUUGGGCUGGAUGACCACUGGGGGUCCCCCUUCCAACUCUACAAAUUCUGUGAUUCUAACAGAUUUCUUUUUAAGGGCCUCCUGGAUCCCAGCAAACCUUUGGCUCCUCUCCCCCUGGCAGCCUUGGCUCUAUUUUCUUUGGCUAAAAAUAGCCUCCUGCUUCAGCCGUUUGUUCCUCAUAUGAUCGGCCUUUAUCUCGCCCAUGUCAGCAUCCUUUGUGCGCUGCUGGGAGGGGCAGCCUUUGCCAAAGCCCCCGAGCCUUUCCCCUGCUGUUGCUCUGAGAAGAAGCCUCCUCUGGAUCAUGUGGCCGACCCAAGUCUCCAGGGCAGCUCCCUCCCUUGCCCCAAAGUGCCUGUUUACCGCAUUUCCAGCUCACCUUUUUCCUCCAGGGAGCUCCAAGUGACAUACAUAGGUCUCCCCCCCAUCUCAUUUAAACCGCACAACGACCCUGUGAGGUAGGUCAGGCUAAGAGGCAGGGACUGGCCCCCAGGGUCACCCAGUGAGCUUCAUGGCUGAGGGAGGCGGCAUUUGAACCCAGGUCUUUCCAAGGUCCUAGCUGGGGAAACCCAGCCAGAUGGGCGGGGUAUAAAUAAUAAAUUUUCAUUAUUAUUAUUAUUAUUUAUUAUGACUAAUGCAUAUCUGCCUUCUGUGGGGUGGCAAAGAUCUGAUCUGAUCUGCCCAGGUCCUCCCCCGGGACCCCUAGAAGCCACCCUCAGCCCCACUCUGCCCUUUCAAUGAUCCUGUUCAAGGUCAGAUAUCCAAAGCGCCCUGUUCCCUUUAAAUCAGGUAUUCCCAAAGUGGGCCGUGGGAUUACCUGGAGGUGGGGUUGCGAAGAGACAAGGGGGCGGCUGAAAGCUGUUUGUUGAAUUAAUUAAACCGAAGAGUGUCCAUUUUCCCUUGCCUGGGUUGGAGGUCUUUAAGCAGAGGCUGGAGGGCUUCUUUUGAGCUGGGACUCCUGCCUUGCAGGGGAGCUGGACUAGAAGACCCUUGGGGGUCCCUGAAGUCCCCUGUGCCCCUCCUUGCCCCCUCUGGGACUCCUCCUGCCAGCCCUUGCCCUUCUCCCUCCCUCCCUGCAGGCUACGGCUACACCACGCCUCUCUCGGACGCGGGCAAGGCCUUCUGCAUCUUCUACGCACUGCUGGGCGUCCCCUUCACCAUGCUGGUGCUCACGGCCACCGUCCAGCGCCUGGUGGGCACCUUCACCUCCGGCCCCCUGGAGUACCUGGCGCUGCGCUGGGGCCACAGCCGGCGGGCGCUCUCCUGUGGGCACCUCGUCUUCCUGGCCCUGGUGGUGCUGGCGGCCUUCUUCCUGAUCCCGGCCGCCAUCUUCAGUGCCCUGGAGGAGUCCUGGAGCUUCCUGGACGCCUUCUACUUCUGCUUCAUCUCCCUCUGCACCAUCGGCCUGGGCGACUACGUCCCUGGGGAGCAGCCCGGCCAGCGCCUCCGCUCCCUCUACAAGGUCUCCAUCACCGGUGAGCAGCUCUGCGCCAGAUGAGGGCAAGGCGGGCAGCGGGGGUGAGCAGGGCCUGGUUGAGGUUUGAUGAGGCCCUCAGCUCCUGAAGGGAAUGGGGCCCUUGAGAUGUCCAGCUGUCAUUUGCCAACAACAAAUAAUCACUGGUUUUUUUUGGUGUUGAAUACAGUCAUACCUCGGGCUACAGACGCUUCAGGUUGUGUGUUUUUGGGUUGCGCACAGCACCGAACCUGGAAGUAUCAGAAUGGGUUACUUCCGGGUUUCGGCCCUCGCACAUGCACAAAAGCACUAAAUAGUGCUUUGUGCAUGCGCAGAAGCACCUAAUCGCGACCAGCCUGUGUGCAGACGCGGCGCUGCGGGUUGCGAACGUGCCUCCCGCAUGGAUCACGUUCGCAAACUGAGCAUCCACUGUAUAUGGUAAUUGAUGGACCUCAUAGGUGUCUCAAGCCCUUUGCCCACGUUGCCCUGCAACCAGUCCAGGCAGAUUGCAGGCACCCUAUAUAUAGAAAGGAGCAAACCAGGGAUAUUUUGGGGAGCAGGCAAGCAGGCUGGCAUCCUAGGAGCCAACACAACACAAAAGACAGUUGCUGGAUGUAGGUUUUGUUUGAUUUGUUUUUUACCUUAUAUUUUGGAAAUGUACAUCCAGGUGUUGUUUUUCCUUUAAUUUUUUUUGAGGCCCUAAAGAGAGUGGGGCCCUAAGCUAGAGCUUGUUGAGCUGACACCUAAAUCUGUCACUGGGGGUGAGGAUAGUUGCAACUGCGGGACUCCCUGCUGCAGGAGCUGGCCACGGCCACUGACUUGGAUGGCUUUGAAAGAGAACUGGGCCAAUUCAUGGAGCAGAGCUGGCUCCCAGUCAGGAUGGCUUUGCUCUGCCGUGCUUCUGAAUAUCAGUCGCCAGAAACGGCAGGAGGGGAUCCAGCAGGUUCUUCUUGCGGUGCUUCCAUGCCCAGGGGCAGUCUACCUCUGAAAGGGGGAACGACAGGGGCAGAGUCCUCUUGCGCUUCCCACCAGGGCAAGGGGUUUGCCGCAGCCUCCAGAAGCUGGCGCUGGUCUUUUGGGGGAGGCGGCGGUCCUCUGAGCUGCUCCAAGCGCCGCAGCCUUGGCUGGAGGAAGCCCCAGAGCGGUGGGUGGGCCGACGGGCGCUUCUGCCUUGCGCAGCCCUUGUGGGGAGGGGGUGCUGGUUCCGCCUGCCCCGCCCUGCUACCCCCUCUUUCUCUCCCCCCCCAGUUUACCUCCUGCUGGGGCUGAUGGCCAUGCUCCUGCUCCUGCAGACCUUCCACCGGCUGGCCGAGCUCCACGGCCUCUCCGACCUGGUCUUGCUCCCCCGGGAGCAGCCCUGCGAGGAAGACCACCAGCGCAUCCUGGACGAGCCCCCGCCUCCCCCGGAGCCCCGCCAGGCGGAAAAGACCCCCGUGCAGCCCAGCCCAGGGGGGCAGGCCAACUACUCCUCCAUCAACAGAUGAUCAAGCGGCAGAGAGAGGGGUGCGAGGAUUCCCCACAGAGCCCCCUUUCCGGGGUGUGUGUGCCUGUUUUACUCCCCUGCCACUUCAUAUGCUGAGCCUCUGCCCAUGUACGAAGCUUCCUUCUCCUUGGCUCUGUGCUCUUGGUGGGGGGUGGGGAGGAGAAAGCCCCUCUCUGUGGGCUGUCUGAACAAGACCCCUGCUGCUUCCUCUGGGCUUCCAGAUUCACAUUUCUUGGGUAGUGAUUUUAUUUGAAAAAGAACAAAGAAUGACGUUGGAACUCACGGAGACUUGAUUCCACACAGGGAUACGAGAUUCUGCCGCUGGGGGUGGGCCUCUCUCAUGUCCCCCACCCCAGAGGGCACAGGCUCUGUUGCUACCCCCCCCCUUGCCUGAGGCUGCUAGGAUUUUCCCCUGAGCAGAUUUAACAAGGCCCCUCAGUGGGCAAUGGGUCGCCCCUCGCCCUGCCCCCCCAUGGGUGGGACGGGCUUGCUUUCCACCCUUGCCUCCCCCCGCCCCCCACAACCUGCAGAGAGCAGCUGCUGGGUUUUAAUUUAAACUACAAAACAGGGGCUUCCACCUUGCAGAACCUCAUCUCCAGCCAGGAGCACCUUUGCAAGAGCUGAGCUGCUGCCGUCAGAGGGGAAACUGGCCACAAACAAGACUGAAAACGGAGCCGGGGGGAGCAUGUUUUGGGGUGGGAGGGAGAUGGGGGUCAACUCGCCAAUAUGAAGUGCCUUUUUUCCUCUUUUGCUUUUAAUGUACACUUUAAUACUUUGUGGAAUGAAUGGAGAAUAUUU
This is a messenger RNA of Podarcis lilfordi (Lilford's wall lizard), 9281 nucleotides long. Lineage: Eukaryota; Metazoa; Chordata; Lepidosauria; Squamata; Lacertidae. The record is from the annotation of a GenBank genome assembly.